Messenger RNA from Prorocentrum cordatum, 2211 nucleotides. Lineage: Eukaryota; Dinophyceae; Prorocentrales; Prorocentraceae. The record is from the annotation of a GenBank genome assembly.
CUCGCCCCCCUAGCGCUCGAUGCCGAGCUGCAUGUCUCAGUGGUGAUGGCCAGCGACUCGCUGCAGGACUCUGUCGCGCUACUGCUGGUUGUGCUCGUUAGGGUCGUGCUGCUGGUCUCUGUGGUGCUCGUCGCCGUGCAGCUCGUUUCAGUGGUGCACGUCGGUGACGUGCUGCACGGCUCUGUGGAGCCUGGUCCCGCGGUGCGCGUCACCGUCGCGCUGCUCGACUCACCAGCGCUCGUCGCCGUGCUGCUUGUCUCAGUUGUGCUAGUCAAUGCCGCGAAGCUCGACUCUGUCCUCGUCGUGCUGCUCGUCUCACUGGUGCUCAUCGUCGAGCUGCUGGUCUCAGUUGUGCUGGUCGGAGACGAGGUACUGGACUCAGUAACCGGAUCCUGUGGUGAUGGCCAAGGGGACAAGGGACAAGGGAGUCGGUCGCACAACGUGCUGCUCGACGAGGUGCUGUUGGUGUCCGUAAUGCUGGACAAGGCAGUGCUGCUCGACUCGGUCGCGCUGCUCACCGUGGUGCUGCUCAGCGUCGUGCUGCUCGUCAUUGAUGUGCUGCUCGAUUCCGUGGUACACGUCAGACUGGUGCUUGUGCUACUCGACUCGCUCGUGCUGGUCAAACUGGUGCUGCUAGACUUUGUGGUACUUGAGUCGGUCGUGCUCGUUAGUGAGGUGAUACUAGAUUCCGAUGAGCUGGUCAGUGAUGUGCUGCUUGAUUCUGUCGUUGUAGUCAGCAAUGUAGUGCUCGACACAAGGGGGCUGCGCAGCGUGGUGCUGCUUGAUUCUGUCGUCGUGCUGAGUGUCAUGCUGCUUGAUUCCGUGGUGCUCGAGUCGGUCGUGCUGGACAGGGAGGUGCUGAUCGAUCCUGUGGCGCUCGAAUCGCUUGUCAACAACGUGCUGCUCGACCGCGCGUUGCCCGACUCGGUCGUGCUGGUCAGUGACGUGCUGCUCGACUCUGUGGUACUUGAGCCAGUCGUGCUGGUCAGCGAGGUACUGCUCGGCUCCGCAGUGCACGACUCGGACGCACUGGGCAGAGACGUACUGCUCGAUCCCGCGGUGCUCGACGCUGUCGUGCUGGUCAACGACGCGCUGCUGGACUCUGUGGUACUUGAGCCAGUCGUGCUGAACAACGAGGUACGGCUCGACUCUGUGGUACUGGAGCCAGUCGUAGUGGUCUCGGUCGUGGUCUGCGGGGUGCUGCUCGACUCCAUGGUACUUGAGCCGAUCGUACUCGCCCUGGUCGCGUUGGUCAACGACGUACUGCUCGACUCCUCUACGGCACUUGAGCCAGCCGCGCUGAUGAGCGAGGUGCUGCACGACUGUGGUUCUGGAGCCAGUCGACUGGUCUCGAUCGUGCUGAUCAGCGAAGUGCUGCUCGACUCUGUGGUGCUCGAACCCGUAGUGCUGGAGCUGGUGGUGCUGGUCAGCGAGGUACUGCACGACGACGCACUGCUCGGCCCUGUGGUAAUUGAGCCGGUCGUGGUGGUCAGCGAGGUGAAGCUCGAAUCGGAAGUGCACGAUCCUGUAGUGCUCGACUCGAUCGUGCUUGUCAGCGACGUGCUGCACGACCCUGCGAUACUUGAGCCAGUAGUGCUGGUCUCGGUCGUGCCUGUUAGCGUGGUUCUGCACGACUCGACCCGCGACAUCCCGCGCACCGACGUGCUGCUCGACUCUGUGGUCCUUGAGCCGGUCGUACUGGUCAGCGAGGUGCUGCUCGUCUCUGUGGUAAUUGAACCUCACGUGCUGGUCUCAGUCGUGCUGAUCAACGUGCUGCACGACUCUGUGGGACUUGAGCCGGUCGCACUGGUCUCGGUCGCGCUGGCCAGCGCGGUGCUGCUCGACUCAAUGGCGUUCGAACCCGCGGUGCUCGACCGGGUCGCGCUGGCCAGCGACGUGCUGCACAGCGCGGUGUUGCCUGAUUCUGUGGUACUUGAGCCGGUCGCAAUGCUCAGCGAGGUGCUGCUCGACUCUGUGGUAAUUGAGCCUGUCGUGCUGGUCUCGGUCGUGCUUGUCAGCGACGUGCUGUUCGACUCUGUUGUACUUGGGCCCGUCAUACUAGUCUCGGUCGUGCUGGCCAGCGUGGUACUGUUCGACUCAGGGGUGCUCAAUCCCGUAGUGCACGACUCACUCGUUCUGAUCCGUGACGUGCUGCUCGACGACGCACUGCUCGACUCUGUAGUGAUUGAGCCAGUCUUGCUUGUCAGCGAG